AUGGGCGACGAUUGGAAUAGUGUCGGUAUAAAACGCCGUCGCUUGUUCUCACCUCAUGACGAUCGUCGUCUAGCACGUAUUAUUAGGGAAAAUGUCUUCACGGGAUGGAAGAACGUCGCGAAGCAGAUGCCCGGGUUUACGGCAAAACAGUUAAGAGACCGAUGGAACAACUAUUUGUCUCCGAAAAACUCUCUUCAACCAUGGUCACCGGAAGAAGAUAGGAUUAUAACAGAAAAAGUUAAAGAAUUUGGAACGAAAUGA
Trichomonas vaginalis G3 is the source of this 261-nucleotide messenger RNA. RefSeq names its product RNA polymerase II transcription regulator recruiting protein. NCBI's taxonomy places the organism in Eukaryota, Parabasalia, Trichomonadida, Trichomonadidae. The transcript has a single exon. The record is from RefSeq and is a predicted model, not a curated record. The coding region runs from base 1 to 261 and encodes 86 amino acids.